This is a messenger RNA of Ogataea angusta, 1275 nucleotides long. RefSeq lists its product as uncharacterized. Gene Ontology annotation, biological process: vesicle budding from membrane; late endosome to vacuole transport via multivesicular body sorting pathway. Gene Ontology annotation, cellular component: multivesicular body; cytoplasmic side of plasma membrane; ESCRT III complex. The transcript has a single exon. NCBI's taxonomy places the organism in Eukaryota, Fungi, Ascomycota, Pichiomycetes, Pichiales, Pichiaceae. Bases 1 to 1275 code for a protein of 424 amino acids. The record is from RefSeq and is a predicted model, not a curated record.
AUGAUCCCAGAGGAAGUUAUAUUACAAGAUCCUCAAUUCAAAGAAUCGCGGCUGGAAUCCUUGUAUUCGAACUUUAACCAUCUGAAGGAGAACCCAGAGGGACUUGAAGCGAACGUGACAGCGUGGAAGACGCUCCUGCUGGAUGCGAAAAAUAAAUGUCCAGAUCAGUUUAGAGAUAAAGUUGCCUUUGACUCUGAUAGUUUGGUGGACCAGUUUUCGCUACCCUCAAAAGGCCUGGUGCCCAAAGGUUUAAACAAGGUCAUAGACCAACUAGUACAGGAGAGAGUACUAGUGCCGUACUCGCAGUAUCAGCAGGACAAAGGUUUGCUAGGACGUGUGGUGGGGUGGGUAUUUGGCCCGCGCUACCAGAGCGGCAAUGACGAUUCAGGACAGCUCAGGAAAGGCGAGCAUUUUGUGAUAAGCUCGGAGCUCUCCAGAUGGAGUCGCGAGUUAGGGUCGUAUUUGAGCAACAACUCUCCACUGGUGAAAGACCAUCUGCUUGAUCUGGCAUCCAAGGAUUUGGGUCUCUCGCGAUUUGAUAUUGAGUGUUGUCUAAUUUGUCUUGAGAGGGAACGAAAGGUGGCAGUAGAAGGCCCCGUCGUGCGCUUUUUGGACGAGACACAGCAAGAAGUGCAGCUCUCUCCCGAGCAAGUGGAAUCGAUUGCAACUCUGAAAUAUUCUAUUUACAAAAUGACCAAGUACAAUGACGAGACAGAGAAGAAAGUCCAUGAAUUGGAGGCACGUGUGCGCGAAUACGUGAAGAAGAAUCAAAUGAUCAGGGCCAAAUCUGAGCUCAAAAUCCAGAAAGCUUUGUCGGCAAAGCUGCAAAAAUCCACUCAGGGACUCGAGAAUUUGGUCCUGCUGUUGUACAAAAUCGAGGAGAACAAUAACAACAUGCUGGUGGUGAAGACUCUAGAGUCCAACUCGAAAAUCCUAAAGAGUAUGAACGAACAGGUUGGAGACAUCGCCUCGGUCGUGCAAGAGGUUCGCGAGGAGUGGGGCAAAAUGGACGAACUGAGCGAGCAUCUUGGCGCCAUUGCUGCGGACGACAGUUCGAUCGACGAAGAGCUGGAGCUGCUCGAGAAAGAGGAGAGAGAGAAGUCAGAAAAGGAAGAAGAGAAGUCAGCAGAAACGGAGCCACACAAGGCGCACGAAGAGCCGGCAGCUGCGGAUGGCGCCGAAGCCGAGUCGGAGCUUCUGGAGCGGUUCAACAAACUGAAGCUGCCUUCCAAAGCCACAGAGGAGAAAGAGCUGGAGAAUCCAUUACCUGCAUGA